Molecule: messenger RNA, 1068 nt
Organism: Daldinia childiae
Lineage: Eukaryota; Fungi; Ascomycota; Sordariomycetes; Xylariales; Hypoxylaceae
Exons: 2
Coding region: 1-1068 (355 amino acids)
Biological process (GO): NADPH regeneration
Cellular component (GO): cytoplasm
Molecular function (GO): nucleotide binding; oxidoreductase activity
Source: RefSeq, a predicted model, not a curated record
AUGGCACCUCUAGGAAUAGCAAUUGUCGGUGGAGGCAUCUUUGUCAAAGAGCAACAUAUACCCGCUGCUCUUGCCUCUCCCCUACUUUCUAUUAAGGCUAUCUGGUCCCGGUCUCGUAAGAGCGCAGAAGAAACCUCAUGGCUUGUCCCUGGUGAUGCUACUCCCUCGGUAGAUCUGUACUCAUCGGAUUCUGGAGAUGGCAAGUCUUAUGAAGACCUCCUUAAGCGCGACGACAUAACCGGAGUUAUAAUUGCUCUUCCAAUCUUGGAUCAGCCCGCAUAUAUUGAAAAAGCCCUGGCAGCCGGAAAGCAUGUCCUAGCGGAGAAGCCGAUAGCCAAGGAUCUUGAGACUGCUAAUAAGUUGAUCGCAUACUCGAAAGAAAUUUCGGCCGAGACCAAGGCGUCCUUGGCUAUAGCAGAAAAUUUCCGAUUUCAACCAGGCUGGGCCUACGGAGCUGAGGAGGUCAAGAAGCUCGGCAAGGUUACAAGCUUUGUGGUGAGGCUGCACUCUAUGAUGGAGGCAACUAAUAAGUACUACCUCACGCCGUGGCGGACAACGCCGCAGUAUCAAGGCGGGUUCCUUUUGGAUGGAGGUGUGCAUUUCACAGCUGGCAUUAGGAAACUACUAGGCCCAGAAAAUGCCAUUGACACCCUGAUGGCCCAAACCGCCUUGGUUUCAAGCCAUCUGCCUCCAGUAGACUCCAUCAAUGCGAUCUUGAAAACGAAGACUGGUGUAGUGGGUUCGUAUAUUACAUCUGUGGGAACAACUAUGGAUGCGUUCGAAUACCACAUCGCCUGCGAGCAAGGUGUUGUCAAGGCUGAGGGAGCCAAGGUAAUUACGAUCCGAGGAGUUGGGAAAAAUGCCGUCGCAGAGGAAAAAGUGUUCGAGAAGACCAGUGGGGUCAAGGAAGAAGUUCAUGCCUGGGCUGAGUCUAUUGUGUCGGAAGUACCAAACCCUAACCAGACUCCUGAACAGGCACUCGCAGAUCUAGAACUAAUUGAGAAAAUGCUGUCAAGCGGGGAGCAGAAUGGGGCGCGUCGGAAGCUGGAGUACCAAGGUUUCGUAUAG